Acanthoscelides obtectus is the source of this 697-nucleotide messenger RNA. Lineage: Eukaryota; Metazoa; Arthropoda; Insecta; Coleoptera; Chrysomelidae. The record is from the annotation of a GenBank genome assembly.
AUGCAGAGACAUCUGUUGAACAUUGUUGUUAGUGCAGGUGCAAAAUGGCUGCCAAAACUAGAUUUUAAUUUUGUGAUAUUAACAUGCAGCAUUUAUAUUGAAAACCGGGGUGCACGAAGAAUUUCGAACCAUGCAAAUAUUCAAAAGGAUGCCUCAAUGUCAAAAGCCCACGUGCAAGAUCGCGAUUUAAACACUAAACAAAAUGCUCGGAAGAUAAAGAAGUUGUUCCGUUGAAGCAUGACGAUCUUUUGUCAAUAAAAACAAACAAAAAUCUCUACAGAAACCUGCAACUUCACCACAGUCUUCUUCAAGUGAUGAAGAGGAACAAAGCGACUUGGGCGGAAGCAGCAAAGAUAUUUCAGAUGUUGAAAGCUACGAAGAGAAGUGAUUGAGAUUAAAGCUCUUGAGGAUAUCGAAACCCUCAAGAAAGAUGAUGAAUACGAGGUAAAAUUUUUACGUUGUCGUGGAACCACCUGGAAAUUUGUUUAUUCACCAGUGGAAGAUAUUUCUUCAGUUCGAGAACAAGAUAUUAUUUUGAAAUUACCGUUUCCAAUCAAUGUAGGUGGAACAGAAAGAGUUAAAUCUACUCUGAUAUUUACUCUGGACCAUUAUUAUCAAACGUGCGUUGAUUUUCUUUAUUAUUGUCAUUAUUAUUUCAGUAAUUAAUAUACAGUUUUCGUUGUUGAUAAUAAUUAAU